GAUGGGCCCUCUAGAUGGGCCUAGUGGUGGGGGCGCCACACAGAACAGGCGCGAGCUGGUCACGAGGAAAGAGGCGAGGUGUGUGGGGACCAAUCCUUGUCCCCUCUUGGGGAGCUGUUGGGUGAACCGAGUGUAGACUGCGAAGAGCAUUGGCAAUCGCAGGACACAAGCCCAUCGUGUCCCAGCUCCCCACGGGGGCAUCAGAAGGCCUGGCCGACUUUACUGGGGACACAGUGAGAGGCCAGCAGAGCCGGUGAUCAGGAGACUGGAGGAGUUCAGGACAGAGGUGUGGGCAGGCCGCAGGCCAGCUGUGUCACCAUGGCAGAGAAGGUGAACAACUUUCCGCCGCUGCCCAAGUUCAUCCCGCUGAAGCCGUGUUUCUACCAAGACUUCGAGGCUGACAUCCCACCCCAACAUCUCAGCAUGACCAAGCGCCUGUACUACCUCUGGAUGUUGAACAGCGUCACGCUGGCCGUGAACCUGGUGGGCUGUCUCGCGUGGCUGAUCGGAGGCGGGGGAGCCACCAACUUUGGCCUGGCCUUUCUCUGGCUCAUCCUCUUCACGCCCUGCUCCUACGUCUGCUGGUUUCGGCCCAUUUACAAGGCCUUCAAAACUGACAGCUCCUUCAGCUUCAUGGCGUUCUUCUUCACCUUUAUGGCGCAGCUGGUCAUCAGCAUCAUCCAGGCUGUGGGCAUCCCAGGCUGGGGCGUCUGCGGCUGGAUCGCAACUAUCUCCUUCUUUGGGACAAACAUUGGCUCGGCCGUGGUCAUGCUCAUCCCCACCAUCAUGUUCACGGUCAUGGCCGUCUUCUCCUUCAUCGCCCUCAGCAUGGUUCAUAAAUUCUACCGGGGCAGUGGAGGGAGUUUCAGCAAAGCACAGGAGGAAUGGACCACGGGUGCAUGGAAGAACCCCCACGUGCAGCAGGCAGCCCAGAAUGCAGCUAUGGGGGCAGCCCAGGGGGCUAUGAGCCAGUCACAGCCCCAGUAUUCUGCCACCCCCAGCUACACAUACUCCAAUGAGAUGUGAGCCUGCCACACCCACUCAGAGGCAGGGCCAGGGCAUGGGACAGGGGCUCAAGCCACAUCAGCUGUGGUGACCAAGCAGGGUUCCCUUCUUCCUUUCCUCUUCCCUCUACUUUGUACAAAGAUAUAUAUAUAUAUAUAUAUAUUCUGUAUCUAUCUGUCUGCCUCUGUCCCCGCUCGCCUCUCGGAGCCAUAGGCUGCACGUGGAGCCAUCCCGUGCCAUGACCACCGUGUUCCUGUCCCCUUGUGAAGUAGUGCAGUGGAGGUCUCUUGUCGUGGUGCUAGAUGUAUGUUUAGAACCAAACCAGCGCCCCCUCCACCAUGCCACCCGCCUGACCCUGGCCCAGGACUCCUGCAACACCUGUGCCCUCUGCAGGCUCUGAAGCUGAAUCCACUUCCACCUGGGUCCUGCUGAGAAGAAACAGGAUCUCCCCUUGCUCCUUGGGACCCAUCCAGGCUCCUCCUCUUGUCUCCUCCCUGCCUUCAGAUCCCCUGCGCAUUUCCCUUCCCUGGGGUCUUUCUUCCCUGAGUGGUGUUUUUCUUUGUCCCUCUGAGGCUGUGUCCUAGUUGUAUCUGCUCUGAGACUGAGCUCAGAUUCCCAGUAUGACUGGAUUCCCAGCUCCAGAAAGCCAGCUCCAGAAAGCCGGGGCUGAUGUGGCAUGCUUACAGUGGGACAUGCAGAGCCCUUAGGGGUGCCUGGGUCCCAGGAAAGGAAAUGUAGGCCUGGUCUCCUUGGCUCUCAGUUUGGUUGCAGAGGCAGGCUCAUCCUUUCCCUCCUGUGCCUUUCCCGUCUCUGCCUCCAGCCCUCUCGAGCACGCCCCUUGCCACCUCCUCAUGCCCCCUCUGCCUUCUCUGAAGAGCUGGGUCUCUCUGGGUAGGUGUCACCUGUACCUUGAAACUGGAGCAGAAACUGUAAAUAAUCAUGGGUCCCUGGCAGAGGCCUGGUCGACCUAGGCCUGCAAGGCUUCUGGGGUCUCUGCAUGACCACUGGGUUCCUAGAAGCAUAGCUUUCCUGCUGGAUUGGCAGGAGGGAGGGGAACUCAGAGGACAGUGAGACAGGGCUCUCAAGAGAGGAGCUUACGCCUCUGCCCCACUUGCUCCUGGCCACGGGGCAGCCCUAGGCAUUUGCAUUCUGACCCAGGAAGAAGUGCCAGGUGCCAUUGGACUGAAAGCACAAAGGCCGGAAGAGGGAUUCUGGUGAGACAGGCAGGCAGGGGCAUUUAGUUUAGCUCCAUUUUUCCGCAGUCAGCUAAGUUGUUCUUCUUUGCCUGCAGGAUUUGGUUCCUGGUCCUUCCUCACCAUAUUUCCAGGGAGGGAGUCUAGGACUGGGGCUGUUCUAUUCCAAGAAGGGGGUGGCUAUUGCUUUGAGGGAGGGUGGUGGGAGUGGGGUGAUCACCUAGGGAGCAGGUGCCUGUCCCCACCCUCCUUGUUCUGACAGAGGCCCGGUGGGCUAGCUGGGUAGCCCCUGGCUCCACGUGGAGCUCAGUACUCGGGUUUUCAGGCCAUCCAGAGCAUGAUCUUCCAUGGUGUCUCUUCCCUAUGAGAGAAGCUCAGGGCCUUCGCAGAGUCCUCUUCUUGAUGUCCCUCAGGCUUGAGCCCCAUGCUGUGAUUGGUUCUCUGCCAUUCUCUCUGGAGAGCAGCUAUCCCAGCCUCUAGGUCCAGGCCCUUCUCCUUUCUUCCCCUUACCCAGACUUCUAGCUCUCUUUCUCUUUGUCCCUCUGGUCAUUCUGGAGUGCUGUGUUCCAGCUGCCAGCCUAGCAUUCUUGAUCUGUUGAAUGCCACCUCUAAUCAAUUUCCUGUCCCAUUCCACUUUCCUGGCUGAGACCUACAUGGCCAGGCCUGGCGCUGCCCUGGGGAAAGUUUGUCUCCUGCACCUGGCCUGGCUCGCUCAGACCCUAGGAUGCUGCAUCUCCUGGCAACUAUGCACUUCCUGGGAGGGAACCUAAGCCCAGGAAGUGGGAGGAGAGUCCAGUCAAUUCUGGGAUCCGCAGGUCUGGGGCCCGCCAGAGGCCUGCUUCUGCAUUCUCCUGGUGCCCACUGCCCUCCUUGUUUCCGGGAGACACAGACCAUUCCUUGGCUGGCAGUUGACCUGCCUAAGCCAACAUGUUUAUCUGUGGUAACUGAGUGAACUGUAAUAAAGGGGAACAUGUGUCCUGUG
Octodon degus (degu) is the source of this 3180-nucleotide messenger RNA. It is a transcript of the gene Scamp5, whose product is annotated as secretory carrier membrane protein 5. Gene Ontology annotation, cellular component: recycling endosome membrane; trans-Golgi network membrane. Gene Ontology annotation, biological process: protein transport. The record is from RefSeq and is a predicted model, not a curated record. Bases 319 to 1026 code for a protein of 235 amino acids. The transcript is spliced from 7 exons. NCBI's taxonomy places the organism in Eukaryota, Metazoa, Chordata, Mammalia, Rodentia, Octodontidae.